Messenger RNA from Lingula anatina, 1522 nucleotides. Its product is annotated as polycomb complex protein BMI-1-B-like. Gene Ontology annotation, biological process: negative regulation of transcription by RNA polymerase II. NCBI's taxonomy places the organism in Eukaryota, Metazoa, Brachiopoda, Lingulata, Lingulida, Lingulidae. Gene Ontology annotation, cellular component: PRC1 complex. The record is from RefSeq and is a predicted model, not a curated record. Gene Ontology annotation, molecular function: promoter-specific chromatin binding.
CACAUGCGGGGAGCGAGAGAAAACCGAGAAUUAGGCUACAGAUUUCGCCGAUUAUAACUUCGCCGGGAUAUAUCGCCGUUUGCCACCAGCAUGCACCGGACCACGCGCCUGAAGAUCACGGAGUUGAACCCGCACCUGAUGUGCGCACUCUGCGGGGGGUAUCUCACAGAUGCCGCCACCGUCGUCGAGUGUCUCCAUUCUUUUUGCAAGACCUGUAUUGUUCGAUACAUGGAAACCAGUAAAUUUUGUCCUAUUUGUGACGUCAUGGUGCAUAAGACGAAGCCGCUCACGAAUGUCAGGCUGGACAAAACGCUACAAGAUCUGGUCUACAAGUUGGUUCCAGGACUCUUUAAAAAUGAAAUGAAGAGGCGCCGAGAAUUUUAUUCUGCAAAUCCUGACUUAGUUUUCGACUCUUCAUUGGAAGCCAGAGGAGAGGUGGCACCCGAAGAUCGACUGAUCUAUACAGACGAUGAUAAGAUAAGUUUGUCUCUGGAAUAUAGUGCCAACGGGAGACCAAACAGAGCGACUCAAGUGAAAAGCAAACGCCAGCCGAGGGCUGAUGUGAGCGAUGAUAACGCCAGCAGAGAGAGCCUUACCCCAGACUUCAACGAAAACAAUGAAAAUGAUUCCUCGGAGAAAAAGGGAAAGUUAGAGAAACACGAAAGAAGAUAUCUUCUAUGUCCGGCUGGUUUUACUGUAUCUCACCUGAAAAAAUUCAUACAGAUGAAGUACGACCUGCCACUAAAAUUCCAGAUCCAAAUCUUCCAUUCCGAUGAGCCACUGAGUAACGACUACACCCUGAUGGACGUGGCCUAUAUCCACGCCUGGAGGCGGCGAGGCCCUUUGCGGUUGUACUACACCAUAUACGAAGCACUCUUUCCAAAGCGAUCGUCUGAGCACAUAGAAGAGAAAGACCUCCACGUGUUGGAGCAGGGUGUUACAUCAGACCUCAGCGAGAAGCAAAAUAAGGACUCGGAGCCAAAUAAAAAGAAAUUUAAAAAUGAUUCCAGUUUAAAAAGCUCGCCCAGUACUGAGGGUGAAUCUUACUCUCAAAAUGCUUUAGUUUGCACAGAAAACAAAUCAAUGGAUCUUAAGGAGAACGGCACGAAUAGUGGCUUGAAUAAUAACAGAGAUUUAAAAGACUCGAGCGUGGUUGCAAGUAAUUCUAACAGCAGUGGUGCUACUAAUGUCACGUCUCAGAACUUGGCGUCAGCUUCAAAUGUUCAGACGCCGUCAAGUGAGCCCAGUGUUAAUGGAAGUAAAGAAAGUGAAACAGACGUAUUAAAAGGAGUCGCCUAUACCAAGGAGGAUUCUUCAAAAUUGACAGUAGGAAAUUCUCCAAAGGAUUAACACACACAAACACACACUGUUUAAAAAGAGAGGCAUUUGCCCAAGUAUAAAAAACAGCAACAUAUCUACUGUCUUUUUCCAUCAUGUCGCAUAUAGAAAACCUACGAUAUUCAAAGUUAAACGUUAUAAUAUGGAUACAAUGUCGCAUGAAUAAAACGUUUCAAAGAUCAAA